Messenger RNA from Peromyscus californicus insignis, 2339 nucleotides. It is a transcript of the gene Hsf1, whose product is annotated as heat shock transcription factor 1. The coding region runs from base 188 to 1927 and encodes 579 amino acids. The transcript has 13 exons. Lineage: Eukaryota; Metazoa; Chordata; Mammalia; Rodentia; Cricetidae. Gene Ontology annotation, molecular function: sequence-specific DNA binding; DNA-binding transcription factor activity. Gene Ontology annotation, biological process: regulation of DNA-templated transcription. The record is from RefSeq and is a predicted model, not a curated record.
CAGGGGGUACAGGGCCAGCCCUACCGAGAGCGCGCCGGUCGCAAGAUGGCUGCGGCCAUGCGAGGCUUUGCUGUGUGUGCGCAGGGGACGGCUGAGCGGCCCGGACGGCAGGGACAGCGACGACAUUAGCUCAUCCCCCAGCCACUCUUCUAGAACGCCAUCCCAGCCUCCGCCAGCUUCGUCCGAGAUGGAUCUGGCUGUGGGCCCCGGUGCAGCGGGGCCCAGCAACGUCCCGGCCUUCCUAACCAAGCUAUGGACCCUCGUGAGCGACCCGGACACCGACGCGCUCAUCUGCUGGAGCCCGAGUGGGAACAGCUUCCACGUGUUUGACCAGGGCCAGUUUGCCAAGGAGGUGCUGCCCAAGUACUUCAAGCACAACAACAUGGCCAGCUUCGUGCGGCAGCUCAACAUGUAUGGCUUCCGAAAAGUAGUCCACAUUGAGCAGGGUGGCCUGGUCAAGCCUGAGAGGGAUGACACCGAGUUCCAGCAUCCAUGUUUCCUGCGUGGCCAGGAACAGCUCCUUGAGAACAUCAAGAGGAAAGUGACCAGCGUGUCCACUUUGAAGAAUGAGGACAUAAAAAUACGCCAGGACAGCGUCACCAGGCUGUUGACGGAUGUGCAGCUGAUGAAGGGGAAACAGGAGUGUAUGGACUCCAAGCUCCUGGCCAUGAAGCACGAGAACGAGGCCCUGUGGCGGGAGGUGGCCAGCCUGCGGCAGAAGCAUGCCCAGCAGCAAAAAGUUGUCAACAAGCUCAUUCAGUUCCUGAUCUCACUGGUGCAGUCGAACCGGAUCCUGGGGGUGAAGAGAAAGAUCCCUCUGAUGUUGAGUGACAGCACCUCAGCACACUCUGUGCCCAAGUAUGGUCGACAGUACUCCCUGGAGCAUGUCCAUGGUCCUGGCCCAUACUCAGCUCCAUCUCCAGCCUACAGCAGCUCUAGCCUUUACACCUCUGAUGCUGUCACCAGCUCUGGACCCAUAAUCUCCGAUAUCACUGAACUGGCUCCUACCAGCCCUUUGGCAUCCCCAGGCAGGAGCAUAGAUGAGAGGCCGCUGUCCAGCAGCACCCUGGUCCGCGUCAAGGAAGAGCCUCCCAGCCCACCUCGGAGCCCUCGGGUCCUGGAGGCAAGCCCUGGGCGCCCAUCCUCCAUGGAUACACCUUUAUCCCCAACUGCCUUCAUUGACUCCAUCCUUCGAGAGAGCGAGCCGACCCCUGCUGCCUCAAACACAGCCUCUAUGGAUACAACCGGAGCCCAUGCCCCUGCACCCCCAGCCCCCUCUAUUCCUGAGAAGUGCCUCAGCGUAGCCUGCCUAGACAAUUUGGCUCGCGCUCCACAGAUGUCUGGGGUCGCCCGCCUCUUCCCCUGCCCCUCCUCUUCCUUUCUGCAUGGCCGAGUCCAGCCAGGGAACGAGCUCAGUGAUCACUUGGAUGCCAUGGACUCCAACCUGGACAACCUGCAGACCAUGCUGACAAGCCACGGCUUCAGCGUGGACACCAGCGCCCUGCUGGACCUGUUCAGCCCCUCGGUGACCAUGCCCGACAUGAGCCUGCCUGACCUGGACAGCAGCCUGGCCAGCGUGCGUAGGCGGGCAGGGUGGGGGGCAGAGGGGGCCAUCAACAACCCUCAUUGUGUGUUCUCUGUCCCACAGAUUCAGGAUCUCCUAUCUCCCCAAGAGCCCCCCAAGCCUAUUGAGGCAGAGAACAGUAGUAACCCUGACUCAGGGAAGCAGCUGGUGCACUACACGGCUCAGCCCCUGUUCCUGCUGGACCCUGACGCCGUGGACACAGGGAACAGCGAACUGCCUGUGCUCUUUGAGCUAGGGGAAAGCUCCUACUUCUCCGAGGGGGAUGACUACACGGAUGACCCCACGAUCUCUCUUCUGACGGGCUCUGAACCCCCCAAAGCCAAAGACCCCACUGUCUCCUAGAGAUCCCAGGAGUGGUCAGGAUGGCUUGUGGCUGGCUCCCAACCUACCCCUAGGACAUGGAUGGUCCUGGGGAGACAAGACAGCCGGGCAGUCCAGGGCAUCCUAGGUCAAGCUACCACAACUGUAGUGGAGCAUAGAUGGGGUUUGGGCCUGGACAGUGCCUCAGGUCAAGAGAAAGGUCCUGAGGGCUGGAUACCUGCUGCCUUCACCCCAGCCCCAGGUCUGUUUUCUGUGUUGGAGCUUCCCAGCCACACUUGGACUGACUCUGCAGGUUGUUCAUAAAAUUGUAUUUUGGAUUUUUACAUGAGAGUCCCCUUUAACCCUUCACAAAUAAAUAAAUAAAUAUAUAUAUUAUACACAUAUACACACACACAGAGAUAUGAACAAUGAUAAACAGACAGGUUCUACUGUA